AUUUAUUGGUUAUAAUAUAAUAUAUUGUAAAUUCGAUUGUCUUGUCUUCUUCUCUUGUCCCCUACAACUUCUUUAAUUAAUAAUGAACUUAUUUCGUUUUGUGGCGGACCUGAUGCAUCUUGCAUCUGUGGUCAUUCUCCUACUGAAGAUUAGAAGCACGCGGUCUUGUGUUGGAAUAUCAUUCAAAUCCCAACUUCUUUACACCGUUGUUUUCUUGACGCGCUACCUUGACCUUGCAACCAAAUAUAUCUCUUUAUACAACACUUGCAUGAAGAUAUUCUUCAUCGGAACCUCGUUUUAUGUUCUUUAUCUGAUGAAAUUUAGAUUCAAAGCAACCUAUGAUGCUGGUCUUGAUACAUUUCGUAUCUGGUAUUUGCUUGUUCCCUGUGCUAUUCUGGCAGGUUUAUCUACCAGAGAAUAUUCUGUACUAGAGACUCUUUGGACUUUCUCUCUUUGGUUGGAAUCUGUAGCUAUUCUUCCUCAGUUAUUCAUGCUACAGAGAACAGGAGAAGCUGAGACGAUCACAACUCAUUACUUGUUUGCAUUGGGAGCGUACCGUGCACUUUAUCUUUUCAACUGGAUAUACCGUUAUGUUACAGAAGCACACAUUGAAUGGGUUGCACUUGUCGCAGGAUUGCUCCAAACUGCAUUGUACAGUGAUUUCUUCUAUAUCUAUUACACAAAGGUUAUGCGAGGAAAGAAGUUUGAACUGCCAAAGAUGGUUUAAUAGAUCCCCCCUUCCUUUUUUUUUCUUUCUUUUUUGUUGGUUCCUAAAAUCUGGAGCGGUUUAAAAUAUAUACAAAUAUACAAUACAAUAUGUAUAUCAUAUAUCCAUAU
This is a messenger RNA of Phycomyces blakesleeanus NRRL 1555(-), 837 nucleotides long. RefSeq lists its product as hypothetical. Gene Ontology annotation, molecular function: ER lumen protein retrieval receptor activity. The record is from RefSeq and is a predicted model, not a curated record. Gene Ontology annotation, cellular component: cis-Golgi network; membrane; endoplasmic reticulum. Gene Ontology annotation, biological process: endoplasmic reticulum to Golgi vesicle-mediated transport; protein retention in ER lumen. The transcript is spliced from 5 exons. Bases 83 to 727 code for a protein of 214 amino acids. Lineage: Eukaryota; Fungi; Mucoromycota; Mucoromycetes; Mucorales; Phycomycetaceae.